AUGACCGGUCGGGCCAGAGGUCGUGCAAGAGGAAGAUGAAAGAAGACACAAAACACUAGACGGCCAGGCGAACCUGUUUCUGUUAGCUAUGGUAAUCAGGAAGUAGACCGUGGUAACCCUCAAGGUCUCACUGAAGAAUUCCCCUCACUCUCUUUGGGUAACACCAGAAACCAUGCAGAGAAUGCUGGUAUAAACACACCUGUGUCUGGAAAUGAUAUUGUAUCUGGAAACAAUACAGGGACCUGGCAAGGCCUGCCUGCCAAUGGGGUAACAGCGGCACAAAGGAAUGAAGUUGGUAGAGGAAGAGCUGGCAACACAAAUGGAAGAGUACAGGGAAGUCAAGUUGGUCUUGCUGUGGGAGGAAGAGGUGGCAACACAAAUGGAGGAGUACAGGGAAGUGAAGUUGGUCUUGCUGUAGGAGGAAGAGCUGGCAACACAAAUGGAGGAGUACAGGGAAGUCAAGUUGGUCUUGCUGUGGGAGGAAGAGCUGGCAACACAAAUGGAGGAGUACAGGGAAGUGAAGUUGGUCUUGCUGUAGGAGGAAGAGCUGGCAACACAAAUGGAGGAGUACAGGGAAGUGAACUUGGUCUUGCUGUAGGAGGAAGAGCUGGCAACACAAAUGGAGGAGUACAGGGAAGUGGAGUUGGUCUUUCUGUAGGAGCAAGAGCUGCAGAAAGCAGGACCAGUUCUUCAGGAAAUGGAUACAGUGGUGGUAGUGGUGGUCCAGGAAUGCAAAGUGGCCAUCCUGGAAAUGCCAGAUCAAGACCAAUUGAACAGGGAUUCUGCAAUUUGCAGAAAACCUUGAUGGCUAGAUUGACAGAUGCAUGUCUCGCUUUAAAUCUGGCUACUCUCACACGGUCACCAGGAAUACUUCCUAUGUUACUUCUUGUUGAAAAGAAAAAAAACAAUAUCAUUAUCUCUUGCUGCUAUAGCCUGACCUCUUUUUAUUGGAAAAAUCAUGACUUCUGAAUAAAAAAAAACUUGACACAGA
Molecule: messenger RNA, 991 nt
Organism: Nematostella vectensis (starlet sea anemone)
Lineage: Eukaryota; Metazoa; Cnidaria; Anthozoa; Actiniaria; Edwardsiidae
Product: glycine-rich cell wall structural protein-like
Source: RefSeq, a predicted model, not a curated record